UACUUCCGGGCCCCGCUUUUCGGAAGACCAAGAUGGCGACGUCUUUGGGAUCCAACACGUACAAUCGGCAGAACUGGGAGGAUGCGGAUUUCCCUAUUUUGUGUCAGACAUGUCUUGGAGAAAAUCCUUAUAUCCGAAUGACCAAAGAGAAAUAUGGAAAGGAAUGUAAGAUUUGUGCCAGGCCAUUCACAGUGUUUCGCUGGUGCCCGGGUGUACGGAUGCGCUUUAAGAAGACAGAAGUGUGUCAAACAUGUAGCAAACUGAAGAAUGUGUGUCAGACCUGCCUUCUUGACCUGGAAUAUGGUUUGCCUAUUCAAGUUCGAGAUGCCGGACUCUCACUUAAAGAUGAUAUGCCGAAGUCAGAUGUUAAUAAAGAAUAUUACACCCAAAAUAUGGAAAGAGAGAUCAUGAACUCUGAUGGCACUCGGCCUGUGGGUGCUCUAGGGAAGGCAACAUCCACCAGUGAUAUGUUGCUCAAACUCGCUCGGACAACCCCGUACUACAAACGUAAUCGCCCCCAUAUCUGUUCGUUCUGGGUGAAAGGAGAGUGCAAAAGAGGAGAAGAGUGUCCCUACAGACAUGAGAAACCUACAGAUCCAGAUGAUCCUCUUGCUGAUCAGAACAUUAAAGAUCGUUACUAUGGUAUUAAUGAUCCUGUGGCUGACAAACUUCUCAAACGAGCUUCCACAAUGCCUCGUCUUGACCCGCCUGAUGACAAGACUAUUACAACCCUGUAUGUAGGUGGCCUGGGAGACACAAUCACUGAGACUGAUCUUAGGAAUCACUUCUAUCAGUUUGGCGAGAUCAGGACGAUAACUGUGGUGCAAAGGCAGCAGUGUGCAUUCAUCCAGUUUGCAACACGGCAAGCUGCAGAGGUAGCAGCGGAGAAGUCCUUCAACAAGCUUAUUGUCAAUGGCCGCAGGCUUAAUGUGAAAUGGGGCAGGUCUCAAGCAGCCAGGGGGAAAGAGAAGGAAAGAGAAGGGACAACAGAAUCUGGUAUAAAACUGGAGCCAGUCCCUGGACUACCUGGCGCUCUUCCUCCUCCUCCUGUGGCAGAAGAGGAGGCAGCUUCUGCAAACUACUUCAACCUACCUCCCAGUGGCCCUCCAGCGGUAGUAAACAUUGCCCUGCCGCCGCCACCUGGCAUUGCUCCACCACCACCUCCAGGAUUUGGGCCGCACAUGUUUCACGCAAUGGGUCCUCCACCUCCUUUCAUGAGAGCCCCCGGUCCCAUUCAUUACCCUUCACAAGAUCCACAGAGGAUGGGUGCCCAUGCAGGGAAGCACAACAGCCCCUAACAUGGCUGGGUCAUUCUUACUGUUUAAUUUUCUCUUUUUUUAAAUGGAAAGUUAUGUUGGUAGCAUACCACAUUCAGUUGUAAUGAGCGGGAAACUCAGCCUCCCUUUUCCUGUACACAGCACAGGCCUAGUCCCACUGUGUUACACAACUAGAAGUCGUAUCAUUUCUAGAACCAAAAUACUUUUAUUACUGAGUUUAAAAAGGUGGCUUCUGCUUAAAAGGAAACAGAAGUGAGAUAGAGGAAUGUUAAUUGUAUUAGAACUGCAAAUCCCAUCAGUGUAUUCAAUUUUGCACACCUGAAACUAGUCUUUUAACAAAAAAUAAUUAUUUUUAAGCCAGUUUGGUAAUCCCCAUCAAUAAAAAUCACCAAGCUUUGUUCAGAAUAGCUCCUUGCUCAAAGUUCCUUUCCUGCUAAUCUGUUUGAAUGUCAGAUUACUGUACUGCCAUUAAAACUAGAUUCACGUUCCUCCUUGCACUGAGUUGGGAUGGAAAGACGACAGAAAACUAGUAUGAAGAUGAGCAGGUGGAGUGACACUUUGCAUUAAUGCUGUUUCUUGCCAUUCACAAUCUGUUUGUGAUACAUGCUACCAGAAUGUUGAGGCAGCAGUUCUGCAUGUUUGUUAAUCCUCUGUUAAAGAGGUUGGUGACUCUGAAUUGUGGCGUACGUGGCCUUCAUAUCCAUUUGCUACUAAAACUAGUCCGGUUUAUUUCCUCACCUAGCAUUUGAUUACCAAUGGCUGUUCUAAGUCUGUGUUCUCGGUAUUUACUCUGUACCAUCUGUUUUCUGCAUCAAGUCUGUAAUGUGUCCUAGUAAAGAGAAUCAUAUUUUUUACCUA
Varanus komodoensis (Komodo dragon) is the source of this 2135-nucleotide messenger RNA. It is a transcript of the gene RBM22, whose product is annotated as RNA binding motif protein 22. The coding region runs from base 33 to 1298 and encodes 421 amino acids. The transcript has 11 exons. Gene Ontology annotation, molecular function: pre-mRNA binding; U6 snRNA binding; metal ion binding. Gene Ontology annotation, cellular component: U2-type catalytic step 2 spliceosome; U2-type catalytic step 1 spliceosome; Prp19 complex. The record is from RefSeq and is a predicted model, not a curated record. NCBI's taxonomy places the organism in Eukaryota, Metazoa, Chordata, Lepidosauria, Squamata, Varanidae.